This is a messenger RNA of Triticum turgidum subsp. durum (durum wheat), 483 nucleotides long. NCBI's taxonomy places the organism in Eukaryota, Viridiplantae, Streptophyta, Magnoliopsida, Poales, Poaceae. The record is from the annotation of a GenBank genome assembly.
AUGUCUCCCGCGAGUUCUUGGUGUGGCGAUCAUGGCUCCAGAGAGCAUAAAAUCGACAUCAUGGGUGCCGGUGGCAGAAUGACGGAGGAGCGGGAGAAGCAGGAGCUGCUCGGACGCACUAUUGCCAGUGAGAUCUUCCAGCAUGCGACGACGGACAAGCCGACAUUCACGCUGGCCCAGAUCAAGGAGGCAAUCCCUCCUCACUGCUUCCAGUGCUCGUUGAUCAAGUCCUUCUCCUAUGUGGUCUAUGACCUCGUCAUCAGCGCGUCCCUCCUAUACGCCGCGUUGGUCUGGAUCCCAGCACUCUUGAGCAUGCAACAGCUGGGUGCCUGUCCUCUCUACUGGGUGCCUCAUUUUGAUUUUCUUACCUUGGUGGAGGGCUUCGACGAGGCAGACAGGUGGCGGGCGGCAACAAUAGGGGUUGGCGGAUGCUCCGAGACCAAUAGCCUACUUAGUGAUGGGAAGGAGGAUCCGACAAGUUAG